CUAUAUUAUUACCUAACAAGGUUUGACGUAAUACACCGCUACUACAAGUCUUCUUCACGAAUUUAUUAUGACUAAAAUUUUUUGAUUAUAAAACAUCCCAAUUAUGGAGCCAAUCGAUGAGUGAGUGAUUUGGUCUUCUUGCCGCGCUUCCACGGUCGUAAUCUCCGGUAGAGAGAAAGAACCGAAAUUGCCAUUUCCUUCUAUCCGCAAGAUUCAUAACUGUGUAGCGUAGAAUUCAUCUAAUUUAAAGUUUUCGAAUUGGAGCUGCAAAAAAAAGGGAUUUUCACAGGGGCUUUUUCAAUUUCUGAAACACUUUUUAUUCAUUAAUUCACGAGUUCAUUUCAUUACAUGAUGGUACAUAUGGAUGUUUCUUGGUUAAGAGUUCUUCUAGAUAACAUCUCCUCUUAUCUAAGUUUAUCAUCAAUGGAAGGCUUACUACAUUCAAACCCAGCUUAUGAGUACUACACCAGGGGAGAAGAUAUAUCUAAGCUUCUCAUGCCUGUUCUUGACAACCUCAUUGACUCUGAUGCGGCUCCUAGCGAGUUGCUUAACAACGGGUUUGAAGAGUUAUCUCAAUACGUUGAUGAGCUUAGAGACCAGUUUCAGAGUUGGCAACCUCUUUCUACUAGAAUUUUUUAUGUUCUUCGUAUUGAAUCACUAGCAUCAAAGUUAAGAGAAUCCAGUUUGGAAGUCUUUCAACUUCUGAAACACUGCGAACAACAUUUACCUGCUGACUUGCUUUCACCAUCUUUUGAGGAGUGCAUCGAAUUGGUGAAGUUAGUGGCAAGAGAGGAAAUUUCGUAUACUAUUGAUCAAGCUCUCAAAGAUCAAAAGAAAGGUGUUGGACCUACUUUGGAGGUUAUGCUGAAAAUUGCUAAGUGUGUUGGUUUAAGAUCCAACCAGGAGAUUCUUAUCGAAGGUGUGGUACUUUCAAAUAUCAAGGAGACUGCUGAGAUCACUGACAAUGACACCGAAGCUGAGUAUUUAGACGGAUUGAUCUCCCUAACAACCCGAAUGCAUGAUUACCUUACCGACAUAAAGCAUGCUCAGUUACGUUGUCCUGUACGUGUACCUUCUGACUUCCGUUGCUCUCUAUCUCUUGAGCUUAUGACUGAUCCAGUCAUUGUGGCAUCUGGUCAAACAUACGAACGGGUUUAUAUACAGAAAUGGAUCGAUAUGGGACUCAUGGUUUGUCCAAAGACAAAGCAGGCUUUAUCUCAUACCACUUUGACACCUAACGUCAUUGUCAGGGCUUUUAUUGCCAGUUGGUGUGAAACUCACAAUAUCUAUCCUCCUGAUCCAUUGGAGUUGAUUCAGUCAAGUCAGCCAUUCCCUCUUCUUGUUGAGUCAGGUUCUGGUGAUGACUCGAGUGGUACUGAGCUGGAUGAUUCACAUAAGUCAGAGAAAGCUGCAUCUUUAGAUGAUGAGGAACUGCAUCAGAUCUUCAGUAGGUCUGCUUCUGCGCCAGGCAUUGUCUCUGAUGUGUUUUCCAAAACCAAAAGAAGAACUUAUGCUGCAGAUAGAUCAGGGGCACUGACACGGAGUAAUAUUCCUUGGAAAUUUCCAGAAGAGAGGCAUUGGCGUCAACCUGGAAUCAUCUCCGCAACCAUAAGAGAAACUGGAAGCAGUUCAUGUAUUGAUCCCGAGGUGAAGAAACUCAUUGAGGAUCUCACGAGUUCUUCGUUAGAUACACAGAGAGAGGCCACAGCUCAGAUCAGGAUACUAUCAAGAAACAGUACAGACAAUCGCAUUGUGAUUGCUAGGUGUGGAGCAAUCCCUUCGUUAGUCAGUCUGCUUCACUCCACGGAUGAGGGAAUCCAAACGGACGCAGUGACUUGCUUACUAAACUUAUCCAUCAACAACAACAACAAAUCCCUCAUAGCAGAUAGUGGAGCUAUCGAACCGCUCAUUCACGUUUUGAAAACAGGAUACCUAGAAGAAGCCAAAUCAAACUCAGCAACAACUCUGUUCAGCUUAUCUGUAAUCGAAGAGUACAAGACAGAGAUAGGCAAAGCAGGAGCUAUAGAGCCACUAGUUGAUCUCUUGGCAAACGGAAGUCUCAGUGGCAAGAAAGAUGCAGCCACGGCUUUGUUCAACCUAUCAAUACACCACGAGAACAAAACGAAAGUAAUAGAAGCUGGAGCAGUGAGAUACUUGGUUGAACUGAUGGAUCCUGCAUUUGGAAUGGUGGAGAAAGCUGUGGUUGUGCUGUCGAAUCUCGCCACGGUUAGAGAAGGAAAGAUUGCGAUUGGGGAAGAAGGAGGCAUACCGGUAUUGGUCGAUGUUGUGGAGUUGGGCUCAGCAAGAGGCAAAGAGAAUGCAACCGCAGCACUUUUGCAGCUUUGUACGCAUAGCCCAAAAUUCUGCAACACUGUCAUAAGAGAAGGAGUGAUUCCUCCUCUUGUGGCUCUUACCAAAUCAGGAACAGCUAGAGGCAAAGAGAAGGCACAGAAUCUUCUGAAGUAUUUUAGAGCACAAAAAGCCAAUCAGAGGAGAGACUGAUCUAGGUUUACUGCAGAGGUUGCUCUAACUUAUACACACAUACAUGAAUACAUAUUGGUGCAUUAUUAUCUAGAUACAUAUAGUAUGAAACUGUGAAACUUUUGUCCAUGUCAGUUCCUGUUGUGAACUCUAAAAAUACUCUAUUUGUUUUUUUUCAUAAAAUUUGGUUUAAUUUUGUAAAAAAAAAAAAUAUAUUUAUAUGGUGCUAUUUUACU
Camelina sativa (false flax) is the source of this 2717-nucleotide messenger RNA. RefSeq names its product U-box domain-containing protein 2. Gene Ontology annotation, biological process: protein ubiquitination. Gene Ontology annotation, molecular function: protein binding; ubiquitin-protein transferase activity. The record is from RefSeq and is a predicted model, not a curated record. Lineage: Eukaryota; Viridiplantae; Streptophyta; Magnoliopsida; Brassicales; Brassicaceae.